ACAGUUGAUAAUUGGAGACAGGAAAGGAACAAAAGCUUUCUCUCUCUCCCUCUCCCUCUCUUUUUCCCUUUCUUUUCUUCACGUACCAUUGUUAAUAUUUUCUCUGAGUCUCUUCCUUUUGGAAAAGAAGGAAAGUCAUUUCUCCAAGGCCUCCAAAAUCAUCCAAUAUAGCCCUUUUCUUCUUCUUCCCAUUGUUUGUGAGCAAAUCGUCUGAAGUUUCUUUAAGCUGCUUCACCAUGUUCAUCUCUUAAGCUUCCAACUCUCCUUCUCUGCUUUGCUCUUCACACAUUUUAACCUACAUUUCUAAUCUACAACCUAUUAUAGUCGAUCUUUCCAGCUAAGAACACAGCUUUUUCAUUUUCAUUUUAUUUUCCCAAGUGUAGGAAAUUCCACUGAUUCUUUGGUCAAAUUUGGAAGAACAGAGAAUUGACCUAAAGAUGACGAAGAUAAGUCCUGACAUCGAUGAAACGAUGCUGAAAGAAUUGAUCGUGGCUGUUUCAGCUGAUGUGAGCUUUGCUUCUGACCACUUUCCAAAGUACAAAUUAGGACCUGACAAUCAGAUUUUGGAGGAGCCAACAGGGGAUAACAAUGGUCCGUCGCUCAAGGAGGUUGUUGAAAGGGAAACGACACAGUUAUCCGAGCAGCACAAGCGACUCUCGGUUCGCGACCUUGCUAGUAAAUUUGAUAAGAACCUUGCUGCUGCUGCGAAAUUGGCUGAUGAGGCCAAGCUUAAAGAGGUUGCUUCUUUGGAGGGGCAUGUUCUUUUGAAAAAACUUAGAGACGCCUUAGAAUCGUUGAGAGGUCGUAUGGCAGGGAGAAACAAGGAAGAUGUAGAGAAAGCCAUCUCUAUGGUUGAGGCAUUGGCAGUUAAAUUGACUCAAAAUGAAGGAGAGCUGAUACACGAGAAGUUCGAAGUUAAAAAACUGGCAAACUUUCUCAAGCAGGCUUCCGAAGAUGCUAAAAAGUUGGUUAGUCAAGAAAAAUCUUUUGCUUGUGCUGAAAUCGAAAGUGCUAGGGCUGUAGUACAGCGAUUCGGAGAUGCCCUUGACGAGCAAGAAAAGAAUCCCGAAAAUUCACAGAAAACACAGGAGGUUGAGGAGCUCAUUGUGGAGGUUCAAGAGGGUAGGCGAAUUAAAUUGAUGCAUCAGCCAACCAAGGUAAUGGAUAUGGAGCACGAACUUCGUGCUCUCAGAGCUCAAAUUCGAGAGAAAUCUCUAUUCCAAGCAAAGCUUCAGAAAGAGUUGGCAAUUAACAAGAUGGCCGAGGAGAACAAAGUCCGUGUUUUCGGCUUUCAUGGUUCUGGAACUCUCGGUUCAUGCUUAAAACUCCAGCCUUGUUCUGAUAAUGCUCCGCCGCUUUCAAAAUCUAUGAUUCAGUGGUAUCGACUAUCGUCUGACGGAAAUCGGAGGGAAAUAAUUUCAGGUGCAAACAAAACCAUGUAUGCUCCAGAACCACUUGAUGUUGGCCGAAUUUUGCAGGCUGAGAUUCUGUCGAACGGCCGGAAAAUCUCUGCGACAACUGCCAAACCUAUUGACUCUGCUGCAGGUUUGGGAAGCUACGUCGAGACGCUUUUGCGGAAAUCGAGCAGUGAAUUUAAUGUAGUCGUCUCUCAAAUCAAUGGACAAGAUCAUCCGUCACGCUCGACUCACGCAUUCAAUAUCGGAAAGAUGAGGAUCAAGCUCUGUAGAGGAUGGAUCACAAAGGCCAGAGAAAAUUAUUCCACAUCAAUGCUGCUAUGCGGAGCUAGAGGUGACGCUAACGCGCCGGCCAAGUCAUUGUUUUGGCAACCGAGGAAAGGGCUCUCUUAUGUAUUAACAUUCGAAUCAGAUAAAGAACGAAACGCGGCUAUCAUGGCCGCACGGAAGCACGCUCUCGAUUGCAGUGUGAUGCUAGGGGGACCAGAUGAUGAAAUGUAGAAGUAAAAAGAACAAAAAUCUAACUGAAAGAGUGUUUUGUUUGUUGAAAUAUUUGUAUGGUGUGUUUGGUAAUGAGGGAGAAGAAUGUGGGAAAAUUGCGGUUUGACCCCUUUGGGUUUCUACUAAUUUGGUUGGCUAAUGUCAUUGUUUAGGCAGUGUUUUUUUGGUUUGCCUAAUCACUGCUUGUAACAUGUUUUCCUUAAUCGGUUUGAUUGCUUGA
This is a messenger RNA of Hibiscus syriacus, 2136 nucleotides long. Its product is annotated as stomatal closure-related actin-binding protein 3-like. The coding region runs from base 438 to 1916 and encodes 492 amino acids. The transcript is spliced from 14 exons. The record is from RefSeq and is a predicted model, not a curated record. Gene Ontology annotation, molecular function: actin binding. Gene Ontology annotation, biological process: actin filament organization; regulation of stomatal movement. NCBI's taxonomy places the organism in Eukaryota, Viridiplantae, Streptophyta, Magnoliopsida, Malvales, Malvaceae.